This is a messenger RNA of Jaculus jaculus (lesser Egyptian jerboa), 3065 nucleotides long. It is a transcript of the gene Gas2l3, whose product is annotated as growth arrest specific 2 like 3. Gene Ontology annotation, biological process: actin crosslink formation. The coding region runs from base 237 to 2264 and encodes 675 amino acids. Gene Ontology annotation, molecular function: cytoskeletal adaptor activity; microtubule binding; actin filament binding. Gene Ontology annotation, cellular component: actin filament. The transcript has 9 exons. The record is from RefSeq and is a predicted model, not a curated record. NCBI's taxonomy places the organism in Eukaryota, Metazoa, Chordata, Mammalia, Rodentia, Dipodidae.
CUCGCCGUCCGAGUCUCUGGAGCCUCUGUCCGAGGCUUCGCGGAGCAGCUUCAGCGUCUCCAGAGUCGCGGUGGGCUUCCCAGCUGCGGGAUCGAAGGAGCUCUGCGAUUGGCUGGCGGCGGGAGCCGCGCGCUCUGAUUGGUUCCCGCGGGCGCCCGGGUGAAGUCAAGCUCGCCUUCCUACGGAGCGGCGACAGGUGUGCGGGGCGGCAGAAUGCCAGAUUCAUUUCAGUUUAGAUGGCCAUGCAGCCUGCCAUUCAAGUCUGGUUUGGAGAUGAUCUACCUCUGAGUCCACGGAGUCCACUGACUCCCAGACAUGGACCAGGAUUGGCAGAUGUUUGUCAGUAUGAUGAGUGGAUAGCUGUGAGGCAUGAGGCCACUCUGCUGCCCAUGCAAGAAGAUUUGUCUAUUUGGUUAUCUGGCUUACUAGGUAUUGAAGUUAAAGCAGAAAGAUUAUUGGAAGAGCUUGAUAAUGGAGUGCUGUUAUGUGAGCUGAUCAGUGUCCUUCAGAAUAUGGUGAAAGCGUGCAGCUCUCAUGAGCCAGGGAACUUCCCGGUGAGAAAAGUGCCUUGUAAGAAGGAUGCCGCUUCAGGUUCGUUCUUCGCCAGGGACAACACUGCAAACUUCCUCCAGUGGUGUCGGCGUGUUGGUGUUGAUGAAACAUACCUCUUUGAGUCCGAGGGCUUAGUUUUACACAAAGAUCCCAGACAAGUGUAUCUUUGUCUUCUUGAAAUUGGUCGAAUUGUGUCAAGAUAUGGAGUUGAACCUCCAGUAUUAGUAAAGCUUGAGAAAGAAAUUGAGUUAGAAGAGACCUUGCUUAAUACCUCUGGGCUUGAAGAGUCCUUCAGCAUUCCAAAAUCAUGCUGUCAGCAUGAGGAGCUACAUGAAGCUGUUAAACAUAUUGCUGAAGACCCUCCUUGUAGUUGUUCUCAUCGAUUUUCUAUUGAGUACUUGUCAGAAGGACGAUACCGACUAGGGGAUAAGAUACUCUUUAUAAGGAUGCUUCAUGGGAAACAUGUCAUGGUUCGUGUUGGUGGAGGUUGGGAUACUCUGCAAGGAUUUUUGCUGAAAUAUGAUCCCUGUCGAAUACUACAGUUUGCUACCUUGGAACAAAAAAUUUUAGCAUUUCAGAAAGGAGUUUCGAAUGAAAGUGUUCCUGACUCACCUGCCAGGACACCUCAACCUCCUGAAAUGAACCCUAUGUCGGCAGUUAACAUGUUUCAGAAGCAAAAUUUAAAACCUGGCACACCAGUCAGUGUUCCGAAGAGCAAGGAAAAGCAGGCCCGUGUACCCGGGGUGCCCCCCCUGCCUGCAUCUGCAGUGAGAGGCGAUCAGGGUUCCGUGUCAGUCCGCUCUAAACAUCCAGACUCACCAGCAGCAGCGUCUCGUGUCAAGCUCACGUGUUUGAAGGGUGGAACAAAGAAGCCGCACGCCCCUCACAGUGCGUCUUCUCCCCUCGCCUCUUUAAAGGCAGCUGGGAAGAGCGCUUCUCCCGCUUCAUCAGGAUUUGCACUGUGUGCUCCAGAGUCACUGAGAAAGGGGGUCACUGUCCCCAGCCGGGCUCAGGCCAAGGUAAUUCCAGCCCAGAAAUCAAAGGAUCUGUCCAUGUCUACAAUUCCAUCUAGUAAAUCUGGGAAAGUUGAACCAAAGCACUUGAAACACAAUCACGUUUCUUCCAGGGACGAGACACCUACAAAUUCAUCAUCAGAGAGUCCAAUGCUACCUAAAGCAAAAGUGAACAUGAGGCCUAAACCAUCUCCUUCUUUCCAGUCCCCUGCGAAAACCAAAUCGAGUUCCAAAACCAUGGCCCUGGGGCUAGAAACACGGUCUCAGGCAUGUGAUGGAAUCCCAACACAAACACUUAAAUCAGACUUGAAUUUGAAUCAUCCAGUCUCUGUGUCUUCUGUUUCUUCUGUUAAACCUCCACAGGGAUCGAAUGACAAGCAUGCAGCUUCUGUUGCCAAGAAGCAGCCCCAGAAGACAGGGCCUACCUCCCCAAAGCCUCCUGGCCGCACCCCACUGUCUAUUGUUAGUGUUCCCCAAUCUGCUGCCAAGACAAAGACAGCACCAAAGUCAACACAGGCUGCCCCGAAGGGCCCACAUCUAGCUAAAGGGCCUCCUAAAAAUGGCACAGCACCACCUUCUACCAGGAAGCCACCCUCAUCUGGGAAGGGAGCAGACAACGGAAAUAAACCUGCUCCAAAGAAAAAGGAAGUAGAUGACCAUUAUUUUGUUAUGACUGGAAGUAAGAAGCCAAGAAAAUAAGUGUACGUGCAUCACUUUACCACAUCAGGACAAAGGAUCAGUUGGGUGUAUUAGCUUCACAUCGUCAAGGCCAAAUAGGAGCAGACAUUAAGUACAAGAUGCUGGAGGGAGGCUGGGUUGAGGAGAGGACUCAAUGUUUGAACUACGAACAGGCAAAUGUUUUCAAACUGCAGCAUCUUUGUUGGCGUCUGUUGUUUGAGGGACGUGUAAACGUCAAAUAACACUACUAGAAUUAUAACUACAGUUACCAUAUUUUGAACGGGUAUUAAGUAUGGAGGUUAUUAUACCGUUAAUGGAAACACUGAUGCUCUUAGUAUUAGUUACUGCAUGUUCAUCAGAAAGCUGUGGUUUGGUUGGCCAUGGAGGCAUGUGCCUGUGUUCCCAGUAUGGCAGGUCAGCCUGGGCUACGCAGUGCAACUAGGCAAUGGUUAGGCACAUGCACUACAGAAGGCACCAGAUUUUAUUUCCUGGCCAGGACUGUCUGGGCCACCUCUACUAAGUGCCAGUGCAGGGGGCUGCUUGGUUUGGCAUUAUUCUGGGCUAGAUAAAAUUCUUAUUAUUGAAAUAUUUUUAAGUUUUCUAUAUCAGAAGGAACUGAUUUUUUUUUAAACUGGCUUAUAUUAAUACUUGUCAGCAUUUCAUAAGCAAUAUUUUUGGUAGAAAAAAACUCUAACAAAUAGAUUACCUUAUUGAAACAUGAACUGAAAUUUAGUAAAAUAAGAUUUUUCAUGUGUUUAUAAAAAUUUAGACACCUUAUAUUUUUUAGAUGGAUGCUGUGCAAUGUGAGAGGAAAACUCAUUU